Danio aesculapii is the source of this 3519-nucleotide messenger RNA. RefSeq names its product solute carrier family 27 member 1b (gene slc27a1b). Gene Ontology annotation, cellular component: plasma membrane; mitochondrial inner membrane. Lineage: Eukaryota; Metazoa; Chordata; Actinopteri; Cypriniformes; Danionidae. The transcript has 12 exons. The record is from RefSeq and is a predicted model, not a curated record. Gene Ontology annotation, molecular function: fatty acid transmembrane transporter activity; long-chain fatty acid-CoA ligase activity; long-chain fatty acid transmembrane transporter activity. Gene Ontology annotation, biological process: response to cold; cardiolipin biosynthetic process; phosphatidylcholine biosynthetic process. The annotation marks the transcript as partial.
UUUCGCGCCCCAGUCGCUCUGAUCAUUGCCGGGUUAUUGAGUGCUCUGGGCGUCCCGUGGUUCUGGAGUUUGGUGUCUCUUCUAGGAGUUUAUUUAUGUUCUGGGGGGUGGAGGUUUGUUUAUGUGGCCGCACGCACUGCGAAGAGAGACCUCAUUGGUCUGCAAGUGUUACUGCGCGUCAAGCUCUACAUGCGUCAGUAUAUCAGCAAUCGCAGCACCGUCCCGUCGCUAUUCGCCCAGCGGGUGGCGCUGCACCCAGAGAAAGCGGCGCUGGUGGACGAGUCAUCAGGUGAGGUGUGGAGCUUCUCAGAGCUGGACGGGCGCUCCAACGCUGUGGCGCAGUGGGUGCUGGCGCAGGGCUGGCGGUCGGGUGAUGUGGUAGCCAUUUUCAUGGAGAGUCGCCCACAGAUGGUGGCGCUGUGGCUCGGGAUGGCUAAAGUGGGCGUGGAGCCGGCACUCAUCAACUUUAACCUGCGCCGCGAUUCGCUGAUACACUGCAUGGGCGUGUCUGGGGCGUGUGGGAUGGUGUUCGGGGCGGAGCUUCUGGACGUGGUGCUGGAGGUGAAGGAGUCUCUGCGCAGUCUCUCCCUCUUCUGCUGUGGUUCUGCUCCUGCAGAGAUGCUGGACUCGCUGUCGGCUGCAGAUCUGGACGCUCUUCUCUCCAAAUCUCCCCAAACACCACCCGCUGUCACACACAACAAGGGUUUCAAUGACAGGUUAUUUUACAUCUACACCUCAGGAACCACGGGUUUACCUAAAGCUGCCAUUGUGGUGCACAGCAGGUAUUAUCGUAUCGCUGCGUUCAGUUAUUACUCCUUCGGUCUGCGGCCGGAUGAUGUGGUGUACUGCUGUCUGCCGCUCUAUCACUCCGCAGGCAACAUCAUUGGUGUUGGUCAGUGUUUGCUGCACGGCCUGACGGUGGUCAUCCGGAGGAAGUUUUCCGCUAGUCGCUUCUGGGACGACUGUGUGAAAUACAACUGUACGGUUGUUCAGUAUAUUGGUGAAAUCUGCCGAUAUCUCCUCUCUCAGCCAGUCCGUCCGUCAGAGUCUCUGCACCAAGUGCGUGUUGCUAUGGGCAACGGUUUGCGGCCUAACGUUUGGGAAUCGUUCAUGAAACGCUUCGGUGUCAAGCGCAUCGGUGAGUUUUACGGAGCCACAGAGUGCAACUGCAGCCUCGCCAACAUGGACAACAAGGUGGGCGCGUGUGGCUUCAACAGUGUGGUUCUGCCUAGUGUUUACCCUAUCAGACUGCUGAGGGCAGACGAGGACACUAUGGAGUUAAUUCGAGACAAUAGAGGACUGUGUGUGCCAUGCAAACCUGGCGAACCUGGAAUUAUUGUGGGCAGAAUAAACCCGCAAGACCCUCUGCGGCGAUUCGAUGGCUAUGCGAAUCAAGAGGCCACCAGUAAGAAGAUCAGCCACAACGUCUUCAGAAAGGGAGAUUCGGCGUAUGUGUCAGGUGAUCUGAUGGUGAUGGAUGAGUUGGGUUAUGUGUAUUUCCGGGAUCGGGGCGGAGACACGUUUCGCUGGCGGGGUGAAAACGUCUCCACUACAGAAGUAGAGGGAGUCCUGAGCGCACUGCUGAAGCAGACGGAUGUGGCUGUGUAUGGAGUCUCAGUGCCAGGUGUGGAGGGGAAGGCAGGAAUGGCUGCCAUUGCAGAUCCAGAGAAUGAUUUCAACAGCGAGACAUUUCUGCGGGACGUCCAGAACGCUCUUCCUUCAUAUGCUCGGCCUGUUUUCUUAAGACUUUCACCUGAAGUGGACAAAACAGGCACAUUUAAAAUCCAGAAAACCCGCUUACAGAAGGAGGGAUUUGACCCACAUCAGACAGCAGACCGGCUCUUCUUCCUCAACAAUCAUCUGGGUCGAUACGAGAGUCUGACAGAGGAGCUCCACAGUGCCAUCAUGCAGGGAAAAGUAUCUCUAUAAGAACUAGAACUAUAAGUGUCUUUAAUUUUAAAAUGUCUUAAUGCAAGUGUCUUUGUUUUACAAAUCAGAAAUAACUGGCCUAAAACCAAGCUCAAAACUACACUACUGAGUUUAGUCCUCAAAACUACUACACUAAUUUUCUUACUAAGAAUUUUCGGCUUGUCUCUAGUCCAAAUAUCUAAAAAUUCUUAAAUCAAGAAGCAUUUUACAGACAAGCAGAAAACAUUGUCUUGUGUUCAGAAAUAAUGAGUCAAAAUGAACUAAGUUCUCCUUAAAAACAAACAAAAUAAUCCGACAGUGGGGCCAGCAAAAUAACCUUAUUUUAAAGUGAAACCAAGAUUGUUCUGAGUAUUUGGCUUGUUUUAUAUUUUAAUAAUUGUAUAAAUAUCUGUUCUACCCAGGAGAUAUCACUGAAACACAUAAUCAUAUUACUGUAGAGUCAUCAGACAUGUGUUUUAAUAUAGUCAGAUUGAAGACAAGUUGAUGUUUUCAGUCUGAUUUUGCACAUCUGCUGACAGGUUUCAGGGGGAUUUCAGCUUUCUUCAGGUAUUGUUAACUGACAGCACUGGAAAUCACUCACAGCACUUUUUAUGUGCUCAGCACUGUUAAUUGAGAUAUCUUCUGGUAUAUACAGAAUGAUAUGCUAACAAUAGUAUUACAGGCAAACAGUGUGCAAAACAUUUUACAUCUCUUUUAUGAUCUCAUCUCAUUUUAAUUUCUCAUUUUUAAUAGGAAGCACUUGUGAGAAAAAUUCUCAUGUUUUAUUUUGUACUCUGAUGCCCACUUACAAUGUUGUCAAGAUUUUUUAUUUUAUUUCAAAAACCUCUUAAUGUAAUAGAAAUGUACUUUUUCCCUGUACUGUUUUGACCCUCCUCAUCAGACUCUCUGUCAGAAUGGGCGUGACCAAUUACUCAAAAGUACCUGCUCUGAUUGGCUGACAGUUUUGCAUAUAAAGCAGAAGUAGGUGUGUCUUUACUAUGGAGGUGGAGCUUGUCUAUACUAUUACAUCAUAGAGUAGAACAUUCCAGAAGCUGUGGUUUUGGCAGAGUGCCUUUAACAUCAGCUGGUUUUAGAGGAAUCACAGUUUUGAGACUUUCUGAAACUUACAGGAUGACUUUAUAGUACUGUGAGCUCUAUUAUUUUAAAAGAUCAAGUGAAUUUUACCUUCUCAGUUCAUGACCUCUUUAAAGUGUGUCCACAUUUACAAAAUUAUACGAAAGAUAUCUGAAGAACCGCUAUCACUUUCAAAACAAGCAGAUUUCUGAUGAAUGUGAGCCAUUUUUAUGAUUAACUAUCGGUAAAAUAUAAAUGUGAGAACAUUUCACCAUCAUGCUAAACUCAUUAUUAUGCAGACUUUUACUAAAUUGAUUGAAAUUAGGCUGUUUUGUUUCAUAGCAGCAGUUAAUGUGAGCACAUCCUUCAUCUCAUUUUGAUAAAAUCCCUGAAUGUGUUGAUGUGGCAUGUUCAUAAUCAAUAACCAUUACCAAAUGCAUCGCUGUAUCACUGUUCAGAUUUUUUGCCUAUUUUACAUUCAUCCGAACAUUCCUUUCUAAACCAUUUUAAUAAAAGUAACUUAAGAAUUUUACACUA